AUGACAUUUGGCAUGUCCUUGACCCAUCACGGACUGUCUCGAUCACUCACGUCAUCAAAUUUCAAACGAACAUCUCUCGUCGAAGAACCUAAAUUCACACUCUCCACGAACCAAUCCUUUUAUCCCAAUUUUUCCUUCGCUCCACAAUUCGGAACGUUUCGAGUGAAUAUUCGAUAUGAAACCAUUCCCUUUCUAAACAAUGUUUCCUUUUCACUUUCCUAUCUAACUGUUGAAAAAUUUAAUCAAGUCAUGAAUUUGAAUUCUGGAAUUUUCAAAGAUUCAGAUUUUGAUGGCGAUUUUGAUUUAUUUCACUUUGAUCAAGUUUCGUUUGUUGGAAAUUCAUAUCUUGCUGGAUCGAGACUAUCAAUUCUUGAAUUGAGAUUUCCAGAAAAUACAUUAUUGCAGCAAUAUCGAUAUGUAUUGAGAAAAAGAACACCUUUGGAUGUUGCCUAUGAUUUAACAGUUACGGAAUUUAAAUUAAGUACUGCGACUAGAAUUUAUGACAGAUUUCUGUCAGGUGCUCAAUUUGUGAACAUUCCAGUUGGAAUGACAGAAACGUUUUAUUGUGAUGCAUGUGUUGCAACGUAUUUAGAUAUUAAUGAUUUGGGAUCAAAGGCAUCAUAUUAUUUGACAACCAUUCCACUUUCGAAUAAUGUCACCAUUAAUGCAAUUUUCACAUUAUCCAAUGCCAUGAAUUCCAAUUCAGUGAACGUGUGGAAAACAUCAAUGAGCGUUUCUAUAACGAAUUCAAAAGUGACCUAUUAUGUGACUUCUACCUUGAAUGCCAUUUCAGAUUUAUACAUUCAAGUGACAGCUGUCAAUUGUACAGACAUCAAUGGCAAUUAUUUACCGCAAAACACAUGCCCAUUUUCCUUCUCAGUCAAACCUAACAAUCGACGUGCUUUCGUAUCAGGUAUUGAUGCUGCCAUCGUGGUCACAGCCGUCGUCCUUAGCUCUGUAAUCUUCCUCGCGCUCAUUAUUUCCUCCAUUUACUUUUUUUACAGAUAUCGAAUGAGCAAACGUUUCGAUCUCCAUGAAGAUCGAAAUGGCAAUUUCAGAGACAUGUCUUCCUUCGCUCAUUUGGCGCAUCGAUCGAGCGGUGGAGUUAAUACCUAUGAUGAAAGCCGACAACCACACAAAUCCAAUGAUCCUUUCGUUCGAUUAGAUAAAUUACAUGGCUAUUCAUUGGAUUCAAGUACUCAUUACAUCAUGGAUGCUAAUGUGAAUUCCAAUGCAAGAAAUGUUUCUAAUAAUUUACAAAAUGGAAUUCCAAUUCAAGAAGCAUUACAAUAUGGAGUGGAUGUGAGAAAACAAACCCCAUUGACACCUCAAAUGAUGAUACCUCAAGUGGGACAUAUUUUGACCGAUUCCAUGAUUCCUCAUUUGGAUCAACCAGUGUUACAAGAGGUGGAAAUGCAAGAACUGUCAAAUGUCACACAGAAUCCACUCUUGUUUCAUCCAUCCAUACAAAUGAAACCAUCAGAACAAGAACCAUUUCCAUCGAUGAAUGAUUACAUCACAUCUGGAAAUGAAUACUUCUCAUCACAAACUGAUUCAAUCGUUGUCGAUCCACAAUCAUCAAUGACUGUAAAUCAAGAAACGAUCCAAAACAAGAACGAACAUCAAUCAUUGGAACAUGAUCCGUCUGAUGUAGCUGCUGCUGAACAUUCCAAUCCUCCAUCUACUUCAACUGCAAUUUCUUCAUUUCAUGAAAAUUCAUCAAUUCUCAAUAAUUAG
This is a messenger RNA of Naegleria lovaniensis, 1737 nucleotides long. RefSeq lists its product as uncharacterized. The record is from RefSeq and is a predicted model, not a curated record. The coding region runs from base 1 to 1737 and encodes 578 amino acids. NCBI's taxonomy places the organism in Eukaryota, Heterolobosea, Eutetramitea, Acrasida, Naegleriidae. The transcript has a single exon.